Messenger RNA from Penaeus indicus, 2349 nucleotides. RefSeq names its product homeobox protein engrailed-1-B-like. Bases 153 to 1013 code for a protein of 286 amino acids. Gene Ontology annotation, molecular function: DNA-binding transcription factor activity, RNA polymerase II-specific; RNA polymerase II cis-regulatory region sequence-specific DNA binding. Gene Ontology annotation, biological process: regulation of transcription by RNA polymerase II; multicellular organism development; neuron differentiation. The transcript is spliced from 2 exons. NCBI's taxonomy places the organism in Eukaryota, Metazoa, Arthropoda, Malacostraca, Decapoda, Penaeidae. Gene Ontology annotation, cellular component: nucleus. The record is from RefSeq and is a predicted model, not a curated record.
AGUAAGAUGUCCGAGUGACAGCAGGCUGUCAGAACAGCGAGCAAGGACGUGCUGUGUGUUUGACACGUGAGUCUCCUAUCGGAGGACGUUACCCUAGUACUGUGAAGCCCUUCAGGAGGUUUCUGCAAAGACAGUGUUGUGCCAAGUGCGCCAUGGCCCUUGAAUUCGAGCGUCAGCAACAAGUCGCCUCAGCCGCACCAGGUCCCAUGGCAUCUCCAGCGAUGGUCAUGGCGGCUCCUAUCAGCCCGGCGUUGCCGCCUACGCCGCCCUCACACGACGCCCGCAGCCCACCUCCGCCCUCGCCGCGGUCCCCACACGAGUCCAAGCUGCCCCUGUCGCCUCCUCCUACGGCGCCCAGCCCGCGGUCGCUGCCCUUCAGCAUCGAGAACAUUCUGCGGCCCGACUUCGGCGUGACGCGCCUGCCCGCCGAGCGCCCGAGCGGCAUCCGCACCCCCGAGCUGCUCCUCCGCACGCCUCCCAAGACGCCCGAGUCGGUGCGCCACGACUUCCCCGUCGACCUGAGCCAGAAGGGCCUGAGCCAGAGCGAGCACGCCAAGCUGUGCCAGGCCAACGCCGCCAACAAGUACCCCGACAACCCCGAGGCGCUGGCCAACCCCAAGGUGCCCGCCGACGACAACAAGUGGCCCGCCUGGGUCUACUGCACCAGAUACUCCGACAGACCUUCUUCAGGUCCCCGCUCCCGCAGGAUCAAGCGCCGCGACCGCAACCCCGAGGAGAAGCGCCCCCGCACCGCCUUCACCUCCGAGCAGCUCGCCCGCCUCAAGAAGGAGUUCGAGGAGAACAAGUACCUGACGGAGAAGAGGCGCCAGGACCUGGCCCGCGACCUCGGCCUCAACGAGUCUCAGAUCAAGAUCUGGUUCCAGAACAAGCGCGCCAAGAUCAAGAAGGCGAGCGGCAACAAGUCCUCCGGCCUGGCCGCGCACCUCAUGGCGCAGGGCCUCUACAACCACUCCACCGUGCCCGUCGACGAGGACGACCCCUACCUCUGCUAGGCCGCACCGGAGCCGCGAUCUUGGCUCGACCAGAUAACUUGUGACAGCUAGCUAGCUCUCGCGCGACACCAGUUCGUGUUCCGCCCGCCCGCGCGCGCGCACUCCCAGUUCAACUGUUGUCAAUGCAGCAGCAACGAGCACACGGCCCGAGGAGCGACGUCGCCCUGUCGUCUUUGGGGACCUGAGCCUCAGCUUCGUCGUGGCGCGUCACGCGGCUGAGCCCACGACGAAACGCCGCCCGCCGCCCACGCUCCCCCCGCCCUUGUCCUGGCCUUCCGCUGUCAGCCCAUGAACGGCGGACAAAGCCGGAGUCCCCGGAGCUGUGAGGCGCCGAAGACAACUCUGCUCCUGGCGACACCACGUCAGACUGUCAGCGUCUCAGUCUCGCCCUCCGAGCGCCCCCCCCUUCCCUUGACCCUCGCCGCCCAGUUUCUCCUCAGCCGCAACACCAGUGACCGCCCACGCUUUCCCUGCCGCCGUUAUUGCCGUCAGCGUCGUGUAAAACACCUAUGGGCGAGACGUCGGCCAUGAACAGACAGGGUCUUGCCACGCAACGACCAAAUCUGUCUCUCCCUUCCCCUCAUCCCUUCACAUCCCCGGAGGAAACCGCGGCUUACCCCUUCCCUUAUUUAACCCUUUAACCCUAAAGCUCAAAGGGGAACAGCGCCAUACAUCGUGAAUCCCCUCCCCUCGCUCCAGAUGGUGUCUGAACCCCCCCUUUCCCUCGCUCCAAAUAACACCUAUACCCCUUCCUCUCCCUAAACAACAUCCAAACCCCCUCUCCUUGUCCAGGAAGGUAUCCAACCCCUCUCCCCUUCGCCAAAGGGUAUCUGAACCCCUUCCCCUCCCCCCCACCCAGACACAGGUGCGCCAAGUCACUCCUGUGGACGUUCGGACGAUUUUCUCAGGCCUCCAGUGUGUCGCCAACCUGCAGAACAUUCUCUUCCCCCGAGAAGAAUUCCUCGGGAGACAAUCCACAAUACCUUGUAAGGAUGCAGCAAGGAUCUCACACUGAUUUCGAUUUUUAUUUUUCUCUUCAGAUAUAUAUACAAAUACUUAUAUAUUCUUUACCCCGCCAGUCUCAGCAUUGGAAAACUCGUUAGUUUUUAAAGUAUAUGAUAUUCUUUUGCUGGAAAGUACAAAUUAGCUUUUAAUUUAACACAAAGUUGCAUUGCCUCAGAAACCAUGUUUUUUUUUUGUUAUCUUAUUUUGUAAAAGCAUUAAGGAUGCUAACUUUAUGCCAAGUCAUAUGUAAAUAUUGUAUAUUCCAGAUGUCUAUAUCCUGUAAAUACAUGUUUAAAUUAUUUAUAUGUCUGUGUUGUCGAAUAAAACUUUU